CUGUUCUAGAAACUUCUAAUAAAAAGGGUGAAGGAAGAUAAUCAACCUUCUUCCCCUUCUUGGUGCCUUAGCCGUUUACCGUCUUUUCAACUUUUCUCUUGUCAACCAAUUCGCCGUUUUAUAGAUACUUUAAUCUGCUCCUAAGGUUUUUAUCGUUCUCUCCGACGUCAACGGAGUAAUCUUCUGAUAUUUCCGGCGUCAUCGAUUUUUUCAGUCAAGUAAGCGGAGAUCAUGGAAAAGCUUCGAUGUCAGAGGAUUGGUUGCAACGCGGUUUUUACCGAGGACGAUAACCCCGACAAUUCCUGCACCUAUCACGAAUCUGUUCGUCUCUCUCUACCUUAUUUUACUUGCAGAUUUAUAUUAAUGCCGUUGAUUUUUCAUUCAUUCUCUGAGUUAAGCUUCGAGUAGUAACGAGAUUUUGUAUUCUGUUCCGUCCUUUUUGCUGAAUUCUAGUGUAUGUUAUCUUUAUAUUUAUAUUCAAUUUUGUGUUUCUAUGUGUGUGUUGCGGCGUUGUUUAUCCGCUCUUUGAUAUGUGAACAUCAUAUAACUGCGGGGAAGGGAGAUUUAGUUGGUCACGAAGAUUCAGGAUUGUCCGCUUGGAUUGAAAAAUUCACUUAGAUCGGCAAGAGAUUUUGUGCUCUUUUGGAAUCUUGUAUGCAUUAGGACUCGACAUGUGUGAGCUUUUCUGUGCUACAAAUAAUGUCGAAAUUAGUUAGCUAAUAAGUGAGGUGUGGGAUUUGUUUUAAUUCACCCCGCAAACCUUAAAGGUUGGAAUGCCGUUCUUCCUAUUUAACCAUAUUUUCAGUAGCAACAAUGCUAGUUACGGCAGCAUAUGAUCAGUUAAAGACCUGAUGCUUUUUUUUUUUGGUGGUAUUGGUUGUUCUUGUGCAAAUUGCCUUCUAUUUGCUUUUUUUUUUUUGCAGAGUUAGUUCCUUUUGAUUUCUAACUCUCCUGUUAUAUACUUAUAUUUCUACUGCCUGUCCUUACUGAAUACCUAAUGAAGAGUGUAGUUGAGUGUUUCUACUCUCUGCAAAGAACUAGGCCUAGGAUACAAUGUAAAUAUUUGCUUGUGAAGACCCUUCUAAAACCUAUGGAUUUAGCUUUUAAUUUUUUUUUAGUUUGCAUUGUGCAAUAUUGUUUGACAGAUUUUUAACUUGAAUGGAUAAUGACAGACAGGCCUUUUGUCUAACAGUUUCUUGUUCUUUUGCAUGGCAUGGCUAUUGCUAAUUGGGUUCGGUGUUGGUCAUCUUAUAGGGUGUAAGUAUAUAUUAGUUUGCAUUUUCCUUUUUACAGUUUCUCUUACAUAAUUUCUAAAAUGGAUAUGUGCAUAUUCUAAGCCUCUGAAUUCCCCAGCCUAUAUUCCACGAUGGGAUGAAAGAGUGGAGUUGUUGCAAGAAAAGAAGCCAUGACUUCAGUCUGUUUUUAGAAAUUCCUGGUUGCAAGACUGGGAAGCAUACGACAGAAAAACCAGUUUUAGCAAAGGCAGCACCUCCAAAGAGACCAAUUUCUGUUCCGAUUCCUGAGAAUAAUGCAUCAGCAAAGGAUUCUUGUCCAAGAUGUCGACAGGGAUUCUAUUGCUCAGACCAUCGUACUCAAGCAAGGAAUAUGAAUAAAAAAACCUCAGAUAUUGUUGUUACAACAUCUUGCGAAAGUGAAUCAAAUUCACAGGAUGUUCCACCACCAGCAGUAAAGAAGAUAGUUGACAUCAAACAACCUCAAAUUUGUAAAAACAAGGGGUGUGGUAAAACCUUCAAAGAAAAGGAUAAUAGUGAUACUGCAUGCAAUUAUCAUCCUGGCCCUGCCGUUUUCCAUGAUCGGAUGAGAGGGUGGAAAUGCUGUGAUAUUCAUGUAAAGGAAUUUGACGAGUUCAUGGAAAUUCCUCCUUGCACGAAGGGUUGGCACAAUGCUGACGCUACAUCAUGAUAAACACACCAUCGGUAGGAGGGAUUGAUGGGUUUUUGCUCCCACUAGUAUGUUUACUUUGAGCAGUUAAUCUUCUUGUUGUGCAUUUCAACAUUGCAUUGUUUCGGACAUUUCAUAAGAGGGAUAUUGAGUCCCAGUUGUUCUUGUGUGUCUUACUCUGAUUUGAUCUUUUGGUUUUUGUCUCACAUAAUCAGCUCUAGCCUUCAAAACUUUGGCUUCAUUGUCAGUCUGUAUCUUGAUAAUAUCCUAUCUUCUGAAGUUAUAUUGAUGACAUACUGAAAAUCCUGCGGGUGACUGCUAAUCUCUGAGUUGGAUAUGUUGAAACCUGUUUAGCGCAAAUUACAGUGGUGAAAUAGCUAUAGGCACCCAGUUGACCAGUUCUUCAUAUCCGAACAAAGUGAACAUAUCAUUUUUUGUUACUUUCUUGUUAUGGGGGAUUUCAUUGCGUUCAUCCAUUGGCCACUUUGUAAUCACUAGUAGUCAGAGUUGGAGGUCUGGUUACCAUACAGCCCAAUAUUUUGGCCCAUUGUUGUGCCUCUGUUUACUGGCAUCUGCUGAAAUCCAUAUACAAUAUGACUGAUAUUUUUCUGAUGGAUCUGCUGAAUAAGAUGGAAGGUUCCUAUGCCGCUUCUGCCUCAAAAACAUAUCCUUCCAUCUUUUUAUGCUCCUUGUAGUUCAUUUUAUUCAAUUGUUAUGUUAGACUAUAGUAUGUUUAACUCUAUGAUCUUUCUUCCUUUUUUUUUUUUUGGGUGUUUUCGAGUCAAAAGAAAUAUAUUAUAUUGUAAUUACACCAAA
Molecule: messenger RNA, 2718 nt
Organism: Oldenlandia corymbosa var. corymbosa
Lineage: Eukaryota; Viridiplantae; Streptophyta; Magnoliopsida; Gentianales; Rubiaceae
Source: the annotation of a GenBank genome assembly